Messenger RNA from Aspergillus fijiensis CBS 313.89, 1344 nucleotides. RefSeq names its product cytochrome P450. The transcript has 7 exons. Bases 1 to 1302 code for a protein of 433 amino acids. NCBI's taxonomy places the organism in Eukaryota, Fungi, Ascomycota, Eurotiomycetes, Eurotiales, Aspergillaceae. The record is from RefSeq and is a predicted model, not a curated record. Gene Ontology annotation, molecular function: heme binding; iron ion binding; monooxygenase activity.
AUGUCCCUCGUCGUGUUGUCCCUUCUAGUCAUCGAUUACUACAUCCUGAGAAGCCUUUAUCGCCUCUAUUUUCACCCGCUCAGCAAGAUCCCGGGACCUCCAGUAGCAGCGAUGGCCUCCAUGAGUCCCAUUGUGCGGAUAAACCCUCGAGAAGUCCAUAUCAUCGAUCCCGCCAUGUACGAUGAGAUCUACGCCGGUAACAGUCGCAAGCGGAACAAGGACCCGGUCUUUGUCUCCUCCUUUGCGUCCCCAUUCUUGGUCAUAGCAACGAUCGAUCAUGAUCUUCACCGCGCGAGACGAAGUUUGUUGAAUCCCUUCUUCUCGAAGAAAGCGGUAACGGAGCUCUCCACGGUCAUCCAAGAGAAAAUCACCCGGCUAUCAUGGCAUCUGGAGAGAUUCUAUGUAGACGAAACGGUGAGUGCACUGCACACGGUCUUCGUCGGUCUGACAGGGGACACCAUCACCCAUUACUUGUACGGCCAAGACAAGGGCUACCUAUCUGAUCCAGAUCUUACCAAACGUGACUUCAUCUGGGAGCUGAUGUUUGAAGGCACCAACUCAUGUCAUUUGUUUCGAUUUCUCCCCAGCAUUCCUCAACUGAUCAAGGCUCUGCCUGGCCGUUGGAUGCGACUCACCCGUUUUAAACUAGCCCAAGUCUAUGCAACGCAAGAGCAGAUCGCACAGCAGUCACGGGACGCCAGCACCAGCUUCAUACUCCUCGUCGCCGGUACCGAAACCACGGCUUCAUCGUUGACCUUUGCCGUCUACCAACUCCUACGCGACAGAGGAAUGUUCCUCAAAGUCCGCCAGGAACUGAAACAGGCCAUGCCUACCCCACGCCACGAACCCAAAUGGUCUCAACUGGAGCAAUUGCCUUAUCUGACAGCCAUCAUAAACGAAGCCCUCCGGCUCACCCCAUCCGAGUCCUUGCAGUACAAACAAUACACAAUUCUUCCUGGUCCCCCCAUCAGCACAAUCAGCUACUUCAUCCACCGCAACCCCCAGCUCUUCCCCGACCCAAACACCUUCCGCCCCGAGCGCUGGAUCGAAGCCGCCUCGCGGGGCGAGAAUCUCACCAGGUAUCUAGUCCCCUUCGCCGGGGGCAGCAGGAUCUGUAUCGGGAUGAAUCUGGCCUACGCGGAAUUGUACAUGACUAUUGCAUCGAUCGUGAGGCGGUUCGAUCUCGAGCUCUGCGAUACGAACCCCGAGGAUAUGGAAUUCGUCCGGGAGAAGAUCCUGCAGCGGCCGGAAAAAGGGGUCUGGACGUUGAAGGCGAGGGUCGUAGGGAUUGUUUUGGAGUGAAGGCGCUGAGGGUUUAUUUCGUGGGCUAGUGGUGGAUUUGCC